AUGGGAAACUGCCUCAAAGGAUGCCUUUCCGACGACACCGAUGGCGGGCGAAAAGGCCGAACGGGGAUGAACGCGAGCGAAAGUCAGUACGAGAUCCUGAUCGAGGGUAUGCAAUGCACGGACGGGAGACCAGACGAGCGGGAAUCGCAAGGAGCAAUAAAAAGCAAAUCAAACGGAAAAUCAAACUUUUUUAGCAAAUUCUGGCCGAGCUCGAACGUGGACUACGCAAGACUGAACAAGGGAAAACACAAUAAUUUUUCGAAACGGGCCACCGGCAGCGGUGGCAGUAACCCAGGAGGCAAACAUAAUCAGCAUCCAAAGUUGGGAUUGGACAUUCAACUGCAGUGCCUCGAUGCACAUUCUUUGCUGCUCGUGUCGAAGGAUGGCCAUCGGAAAUCGAACAACGGUUACAACGAUCUGCAAACGGACCAAACCUCCACGCCUGGGAGUUCGCUCGAUUUGGAGUGGGAAAAUGAUUACGGCUACCAGCACGGGCAGUGGCUAUUAACUGAAGACGACCAAGUUGGAGCAACACAGCUGCACAGCUUCCCGGCGUCGGUACAAGAGUCCGUGUUCAAGAUAGAAGAAUGGUCGACGCUCAAACGCAGCAAGGAUCGUAUCAACGCGCUCCGGAAGCUCGAUCAUCACCCGCAACACGAACGUAGCCAGUGUAGCCAGUCCGGUAGUCGUCCCCGAUUAAUGGCAUCAAAAUCAACCGGUGGGGAAGACGAUGUAGCAGGUUCGCUGGAAUGCAUUCGACCAGCACCGAGCCUCCGAACGAUGCCACUGUUCGAACAGCACGCCUCAAGCCUCACCAGCGUGGACAGGAUGGCCCUGGGUGGAUCUUCCGAUCUUUCGCACAUAUCAACGACCCCGGAAGGUUCGCUCGAGUGGGACAUCGAUCAGGACCGGCAGCUAAAGUCGGAGAACGAAUCGCUGGACUACGACACGAAGGAGCUGCUGCUGGAAAUCGAGCAGCUGAAGAACCGCGUGCUCAACGAAACCGGAGCCACACUGAAGGACGACGAUCUGACGAGCAGCUGAUCG
Molecule: messenger RNA, 1047 nt
Organism: Anopheles nili
Lineage: Eukaryota; Metazoa; Arthropoda; Insecta; Diptera; Culicidae
Exons: 6
Coding region: 1-1044 (347 amino acids)
Source: RefSeq, a predicted model, not a curated record